UUCGUACCAGUCAGACGUUGUUCAACCUUCGCAGCGAUUGGACGCAAUUCGGGGAUUACUGACCAGCAUCCGAUGGUUGGAAAGCUUCCCGAGCCUUCGGUUACACAAGCGCUAGCUAGAGUGCGAAUAUAAGGGAUUUCCUCUCGGUCAAAUGGAUAACGGCUCGAUUUUGUGCACAGAUUAGUGGGAACAAAGAGUGAAGAAAUCAUCAUAUAAACCAGCCAGUUCGGCCUUCCUAGACGGCAGUGGGGGAAAAAACAGGAAUAGGAGGCAAGAAGAUGCUGGCGAAGCAUUGUCUGUAGAGUACCCGUUGCAUGUAGAUGACACAUGAUGCUUGGUUUAUAGUGCGAUCGCUAGAGCAUAAUGCAUGUUACAAGUGUAUAUGUACAAGUGAAGAAUGGAAACAAUUGUCAGUGAACAAGUUUGUUUUUUUUUAUGAUUUAUUGUUCAACGCCCGGAAGCUGCCAGUGUCGUCGCCAAAUAGUGCAUCGCUGCAUAGUUGGUGUUGUUGACUCAGUUGCGAAUGUCGUUAGAAAACUGAACCAGUUGGGAGUUUAUUUUUCUGUUGCUCUGCUGAUUCUGUCGUGGUUUAUGUAGGUGACGCAGAACAGUGUUCCGUAGAAAACGGGUACGCCCUCUUGAUCCUAUGGCUGCCUCUUGAGAAUUGCGAAAACGGAACUGUUAGUUGUUAGAACUGUUGUUUUUAUCAGGAAUGGUACAUUAGUGCUCGGUUCACCUCGCUUAAUACAGAGAAGUGAGCAACGACAUAAGUUCCGUUGAUGUUCUGUGCACUGCCGGCUAACGAAACCGAAAACGAGUGUUGGUGAUUUUUUUGACAGGAUAACUGUAACAGUGGUAAUCAAGGGUGAUAGCGCAACCAGUCGCAAAAUUGCGUUGGUUUGAUAGAUUAGGAAUAAUUGGGAAAAUUAUUAUUUCUCAAAGAUGUUUGCUAUGCAGUGGUGAUACCCAGGGACAUCGAGAGAAAACUCGUUCCGGGAAGACUAUAAUAUUACGAGCCCCCAUCCAUGAGAAGUUCCUUAAAAAUGUUUGAGGACAUAGGAAUAUUGUCGAAUAGAGAAUUAUCAAACACUUCAACUUAACAAAAUAUUUCUCAUGUCAGGAAAAGGAAUCAUUUCUUCUGCGUGAAACAUUCUGGAAUGCACCAUCGGAAACAAUUGGAUUCAGUUUGAGAUAAAGGAUCUUGCGGAAAAAAAUUACCAACAAAUACGCUUACAUUUUUUACCACGUUUGUCCAGUCGACUGGAAUGAACCAUUUUAUCGCAAAUAUUCAAUCGGAAGCCAAAACGAUCAUUAAUCAUUUCUGAUUGAAAGUAAAUAACGGCAAUAAUAUCAAGGUCCUCAGGCAGAAGCCCAGCGGUUUUGUGCUGGAAGCCACGUCAUCAUUAUUCGAAAGCAUUUUCCGGAUUUUGUCGAUGACACAGCGAAGAUCAUGAUUUGAUUACCGAUUGCGGUUUGAUUCCUUCUAAAUUCAGCAAUGUCAGUUUUGUAUUCGUGUUUGCGUACUUGAGUGUGUGGGUGGCAAUAGUUGAAAUGUGUGACUUAUCAGCAUUCAACAGUUUUGGCAGGAAGAGCAUGCCAAGAAGCUUCCAGGGCGGGAUGAUACAGCAAAUCGUGAAAUUGACUAUAAAUUGUCGGAACGAACUUGUUCACCAAUAAAACCUAGGCUUUGCGGCUGUGAAGAAACACGGUGACGGUGGCCGAUACGUUUUGCGGUUUCUUUCCAGAUAAUGAACCCGAAUAAUUGGUUUUAUUAGAGUUGCCAAGGAGAACCCAGCUAGAUAAGAGGAAUAGUGUCGUUAGACUACCGGUGCUGGAAGCUGCGAAAACCACGUUCGGUCGUGUGUUUGGACGGGAAAAACAUGUUAUGCCAUUAUCACCUGCUUGUAUGCUUAUCCUGCUUUGUGGUUAAUUGUUGGGGUUCUACUUCCGAGUAUUUAAUCAUUCGUCAUGGUCGGUCACGGGUACGUCAUUCAAGCGAGAAAGAUCACAUCCGGUGGGGUCUGCAAGUGUUUGAUAAUUUCACUCUUCUGGACUAUGACACCGUGGAUGAUUCGAAUGAAACCACCAACAUUGUUAGCAACACCGUUUCCGGUUCGAAAGCACACAAUGGAGUUGAAAAGGUAGGCCACCUGAAUUCCUUUUCCGAGACUGGAAAUAGUUCCGAUACGCUAACGAUCCAGUUCAGUGAGUCGGAAGAGUUAGAUCGAAUGAUUGACAUCAGUGACUUCGAUAGCAUCUCCAUUGGGACUAGGAAUAUGGGCCUGCGACAGCCAAAUGUCAACAGUUUGGAAAACAAUCACAUCCUGAGCACAUCCCCGGUUGCCGCCCUGGAUUUAAUUCAAUCGUCUGCUAGAUUGACACCUGCUUUGACGUCCAUGGCGGCAGCGUCAACAAAAGGUAUCCAACAGCAGCCCAAGCUUAUCAAAAAGGAAAUAAUGGAAAACAUAAGAAAAACGGUCGACAAAGGACUGGAAUAUCUCAAAUAUCACAAGAAUUUGGAUGAGGUUAAGAUAGAGCUGAAACCGUUUCGCUCACACGUGGCUGGGGGUGGCAUCGAUGACAGGCCCGAACACACUUUAGCAAGAAAUUCUAUUGAUGCUAACACAAUAUUGGGAAAAGUUAUUCCCAGUCACGAACAACACGAAACAAGGCCAGUAGAAGGCAAACGAAAAGAUUACACACCAGUGUCACCACCUUUUCUUGCUCUAUCCACAACAACGGAUGCCGCAAGAAAACUACACUUUUUCCCCUUUUCCGCCGGGGAUAAGCAUUGGAAUAGUGUUAAGAUACAUAAUACUGGUAGUUUUUCGAUUCCGUCAGCAGAAGCUGCCAACCGGAAUCUUUUUACUGCGGUAAGGGCGGAUACUGCUAUCGGACUGGAUAGUAUAGACUAUGCCAAUGAUUUUCCGCUGACUGGUGCGAGUGAUUUCGCUUCUAAAAACUCUGCUGAUGAACUAAAUAGCCAGCGGGUGCAUAGCGACAAAAAAAAUUAUCCAAUUAAUCCAGCAGAAUUGAAUCCGGGAAACAGUAUAGAGAUGAAAUUUAAUUAUGCCCAGCGAAAAGCAAAACCGUUCGAGCCACAUUCCUCGGUGACCUUUCCGGAAAAUGACCAUGACAACGACGAUGAGGAUGAGGAAGACGACGGAGAAAAUGGAAAAGAGGUGAUAAAUAUUCUCAACGAUGCGCCAACAAUGAGCUUCGAGCCAAGUGAGGUGGACGUUUCAUCCACAAUGAUUUUCAAUGGUGACCCGGAACUAGACGGUCCACCAGUUUGGGUGUCCGAUGCGGAAGAUUCGAAGGUAGAUGAUGUAAUCAAUUACCGACCAUCGGAAGCAAACGAGAUUUUUCGGCUAGAGGAUAUUGACUUAAGCGAAUUGGACGAAACCAGCCGGAACAAUCGGAGAAAUUUAAUGAAAGGCCGCGAUGUGGUGACACAAUUUCUACAAAUCGUUGAAAGUCAACAUCUACUAGGCUCCAACUGUACGGCAGGAACCGCACUCAAUCUCGGUGAAGGUGUAGUAGACCGCUAUGCCCAGGACAGGUUCAGAGUAGAAGCGGAAAUUGCCGUCAACAGAGCAAACAUGCUGACUCGAAUCUUCAAAUUUGCCGCUCCCGAAGUCCAAGCAUCGGAGCAUCUUCUACACGCAUCCGUCCUGUCGAUGGUAGAGUUUGACGAUGACAUCUUUGCCGCCGGAAAUUGCUUCGACCUGAACCAGCAUCCUGCGAAGAAGGGGUUGUUCUGUCCUUUCGCUUACCGGUUGCCAACACCCGAUCAGGGAGCCUCCCUAGCGAAGGAUUUGGCAGCAGAGUAUCAUUAUUUAGGCAACACGUCGGAGUGGUUUUUCCUUGCUCGAAAGAAUGCCGAGAAGGUCAUAUCCAGGAACGAGCAGUAUAUCAAAUCAUUCCACAUCUACUCGAACAACUUGGUUCGCCAAGCGGAUGAGAUCUUGUCGGUAAAAUACGAGGACGGCCGUUGGUCCAAGCCGUACUACGACUGCGGAGGAGGCAACAUCUGGAUGCUGACGUACACGGUGCCAUUCUUCGGCUUCGAGAACGGAACGUACUUUUUCAAGGGAACAUCUGGUAUCGACAUCGAUUUGCGGCGUGUGGAUAUUGACCAAUGUCCGCAGAGAAGUUCACCAGCCGGAUCUCAACAGCCACUUAACAUCUUUGCUGGAACGGACAAAUGUAAACAGCGAACUACAGAGUGUACUCCCAUUCCUGGACUGGGCUUCCGCCGUGGAUCCUAUCGGUGCGUGUGCCGGAAGGGGUUCUACUUUCCGGAUACCAGCCUUGAGCAGAAAUGGUUCAACGGAACGACACUCGAGGAGGAGUAUGAAAAAUUAAUGCUGAACGAAUUCAGCAGCUACAAUGGUCCGGCAUCGUAUGAAUGUCUUCCGUGUGCCGAAGGUUGCGAUGCUUGCAUAGAUGCCUCGCCGUGUGUGGCUGCUCUGAACUGGACAAUGCGCACUGGAAUUCUGGUGCUUGCCUGCACCGUCAUCGGACUGCUUCCCCCGGCAGCAUUGUUUACUUUUCGCUAUCAACAAGUUAAGGUUGUGCGUGCUGCAAGUCCUGCAUUGCUUCGGGUCAUUGCCCUUGGAGCAUUUUGUAUAUAUUGCACGUCUAUAGUAAUGUAUCCACCUCCAUCGCUUUACACAUGCACUGCCCGAAUCUGGUUGCGUGAAAUCGGGUUUUCGCUCACAUAUGGUGCCCUAAUGCUGAAAACAUGGAGGAUAUCUGUCAUCUUUCGCGUGCGUUCAGCGAAAGCAGUCAAAAUCACUGAUGCAUAUCUACUCAAACGCCUGGGAGUUCUGUGCGGUUUCGUGGGAAUCGCAUUGCUGGUGAGGACUUUAGUGGCACCACCCGUGGUAAUUGUCGGUCGCACGGCGGACAAUCUGAAGGCCUUUCUCUGUAAGACCGACUGGUGGGAUCACACUUUCACAUCCAUGGAAGUGUUGUUCCUGGCGUGGGGCGUCCGACUGUGCAUCAUGGUACGAAAGGCUCCAUCCGAGUUUAACGAAAGCCGAUUCAUUUCGAUGGCUAUCUACAAUGAAUUUCUUCUGACAUGCUUCCUCAACGUAUCCAUGCUAUUUCUGCAAUCGCCAGCUAAUCCAGAUUUAUUGUACAUCAUAUUUUUCUGCCACACACAGCUAACUGUCACCCUUUUGUUGGGGCUGAUUUUCGGCAGCAAGGUUUACCUCGUCUUCAGGGGCGGUGGAAAGCACCAGGACGACUCGACCGGUCUCGGAAUCAAGCCAUCUGGUGCAAAAUUCAUUAGCCGCUCCCACGGCCGAACGUUCGCAAAUGCCAGCAGCGUGACGACGUCGACCGCACAACUGGGUGGUAUUAUGGUUAACGAAGGCCGCUUGACGGAGGAGGAAGCCAUUGAUGAGAUCAAGGAGCUGCACAAUCAGUUGCAGCGCUUAUAUGAUCGGGUUCCUCAACGAGGUGUAGCAAUCAUUACGAUCGCCUGUUUGAUGGAAACGUGUAAGAGUUCGUCGUUGAAACCCCCACCGCCACCGGGAGUGAAGGCAAUCAUGACAGCACCCGACAGUAAACUUACAAAAGUGGUAGACAAAGGAAUCAAUACUGAUACGCUUAUGAACGGGAACUACGGUAGCAGCCCAUGGCAGGAGUCCGACACGCGUAUCAUGAUCACUGACGACUCCUAUCACAACGAUCGAUCGAAAGACAAUAGUAAAUUUAGCUUGGACAUUCUUCAACUUAAAUGCAUGUGUAGUGAUGAUGACGUUGGUGAGAGAAGAGAGGCAAGCGAGUGUCAUAGUGAAGCGGUUGUGUGUUCCUGUAACAAAAUCGGAUGUAGUAUUAAGCAUGCUGAUUGCUGUGAUAGUGUUCGAGAGCACACGAAGCCAGUUCUAGCGAAACAAAUAUCCGAACAUACGUUGACCAAUAGAACUUGUAGCGACGGAGAAAGCCGUAACUACAUCGACAACCAGUCAGAAGAAAAGUGUAUUAGUGGUAGCAGAACUAGGCUCGGUGAACUAAGUGUAAAAAAUUACGAAUCAUGUGAUAACCUGUUGCAUCAACAGCAAAAACAGAGACACAUAUUGACGAUGUGUGACGAUAGUAUAGCUAAUCAUUGUAAUCAGCGGCCAAAUUCUGGUGAGUGUGGUCUAAUGGCAACUGCUUCUUCCCGUAGUGUGGAUGAAAGCAAUUUUAGGAAUCUCAACUUGGAGAACUUUAAUAAAUUGUACGCUAGUCACAAUAACAAGAUAGAUAGCUUAAAAGAAAAUUUUCUUAUGCGAACAGCACUGACUACUGCUCUGAGCAAUCUGGAAAAUGAAAAUCGAUUACGCAGCAAUCGAAUAAGUGCGACGUCGAUACAAUUUCAGCCAAUAGUUGAUCAAAUGCGGCCACUCAAUCCAUGUAGCAGUACCACAAUGGUAACUAGUACAAUAACUACGGCCGGUGCAGUCUGUUCCGGUUCCGGUAACAACAACUGCAACACCCCAACGCCAUCGUGCAGUUCAUCCGGGACACCGACAACUAUCGCAACAUCCUCAACAAGUGCGAUGGCACCUGUACAAACUGACACGGAUCUGGAGGCCAACGUGUCUGGUUCGUUGGCUACCGGCGGCCAACAUACAGGAAAAAAGAAAAAAUCACCGGAGAAAAGGUUGGUUAUCGAUCUAAACGACAGGUCGAAGUACACGGAAGAGGUAUCCGUUUGAGAUUGAUAGAAUUAUUUAAUGGGAUUUUCCUAAGCCAAUUGUGAUUCACUAUCAAAAUGCGAAAAAAUUCGUCCACCGAGGCGGAAAGUUUUCGAACCUAAUCAAAUCGCUUGUAAACUUAUUAAAAACAAAUCUCUAUACUUCAUAGGUUCGACCAAAACUGUUGUAUUUUCAAAGAUUAUUCAAACUUUUAUUAAUUGUAUAAGACAGCAAACCUACCAACUAAAGGCCGUUCAUAAUGGUAAGAAAAUUCAAGCAAGUUUCUUUAAGAAAAAUUCUCGACUGGCACGGAAAUAUUGCAAGUAGUAGAUAAAUGUUGCCUCCUUGCCGGUUCUACACCGUAUUACAAUUCUUCCGUCUAGUGCUGAUGUAACAUAUGGACGGAUUCUCACAAAUCAAUCUCACAUUCGUCGGUUUCAAUCGUACAUUCCUAACAUCAAACAUAAAUGAAAUGAAAUUCAGUUGGCCCAUUUUUAUGUACCGAUUUUAAUAAUGUUUUUUUUUGUAUCGGUCGCACGCUACGCAUCGUUAUCGUAAAACAAGAUCAUGCCGUUGUCCAAAUUGUGGAUAUCUGAAGAUUCAGCGAAUAAAAAAAUAAGCUAAAUCGGCAUCGAACCCUGAGCAGUCGUAAAAUGGUGAAACGUUUUCCAACGAUAGACCGUGUGUUCAUUUUAUGUUACUUAUUCAAAGUCUACUCACGUCGUUCGGAUGAAA
This is a messenger RNA of Malaya genurostris, 7427 nucleotides long. RefSeq lists its product as uncharacterized. The record is from RefSeq and is a predicted model, not a curated record. Lineage: Eukaryota; Metazoa; Arthropoda; Insecta; Diptera; Culicidae. The coding region runs from base 1881 to 6713 and encodes 1610 amino acids. Gene Ontology annotation, cellular component: membrane. Gene Ontology annotation, biological process: G protein-coupled receptor signaling pathway. Gene Ontology annotation, molecular function: G protein-coupled receptor activity. The transcript has 16 exons.